Prorocentrum cordatum is the source of this 2012-nucleotide messenger RNA. Lineage: Eukaryota; Dinophyceae; Prorocentrales; Prorocentraceae. The record is from the annotation of a GenBank genome assembly.
CUUUCGUCCAUUAAUUUUUCGGGCGUGCCACGAAGGCGGCGAGGGGCCGCGAGCUCCUCCUUGAGCCUUUGGCCGCCUCCCCCCCCUCCGUAAUUAUCCGACUCGGCCCAAGCUUGGUCAGAGCAGUGCCUGUUGCAGCGCUGGCUGUGCAGCCUACGAGCUGCAGCGAUGACGGGCGAGGCAGAGAUUUGGUACACGCGGAUCGAGGGCCAGAAUGAUGGAGGCAAGAAGUUGGCAGAAAACGUUGGCAAGAAGCAUGACUUUUCACAGGCCUCCCUUGCUGCCAUCACUACCAAUCUGAUCACCGCCGGCCUCGGCACGGGGAUAUUGAGCUUGCCUUGGGCCACUGCUGGUGCAUCUCUCUUGCCGUCCAUGUUGAUGACUGCCGCGGUAAUGGCCCUCAACGGCGCCACGGUCAUGAUAAUCAUCCGCGCUGGCGAGAGGUGGAAGGCAUUUGAUUUGGGCGCCUUGCUUGGUAACUUACCUGGUCGGUGCAGCCCAGCAGCACAAGCGUUUUGCAACACGCUGACAUGGGUAUCUGUGUUCCUUUGCCUUGUGGGGUACGUAGUUGUAAUUACAGACGCCCUGGAAUCACUCCUGACUGCCAAUUUUGCAGGAUCAGCCACACGGGCAAUUCUCUUGACUGUCAGUGCAAUGUGUGUUCUGCCUGUUUGCUUUCUCGACCAAAGGCACCUGACAUAUUCGUCCAGCCUUAGUAUUGCUAUCAACGUGUACAUCUUCAUUGUUGUUGCAGCUUUGAUCGCACAAGAAGGCACUGCACCUGGAAUAUGUAUGGCUGGUGCAGGUACUGGCCUUGUCACACUCUUCAGCACUCUAAUGCAGUGCGGCAUUCUCCAGAUGUGUGUGCUGCCCAUGUACGAGGAACUGAAGGGCAGAAAUAUCCGCCGCUUCCAGCGAGCUGUCAUCAUUGCGUUCAGCUUUUUGACGUUGCUCUUCUGCGCUUUUUCAGGCCUGGCAUACCUUAAGUAUGGACCUGGAGUUAGUUCCAACGUCCUCAAUGAUUUUCCUAACGACACCAUGGGUAACAUGGCAAGGAUCGGGAUGGCUAUCGUGGUGCUUGCAGUCUACCCGAUCAUCCUGAAGUCGAUGACUGCACCUAUCCACCACUGGGAGGAACGUCACUACAGCGGUCCACUCUGGCGUGCUCAGUCGUCGACCGUGAUUAUCGUCGCGCUCAGUGCUGUUUGCGCAAGCUUCGCAGGCCGACUGGGCACCGUCCAGGCGCUGAACGGUGCACUGCAGGUCAGCGCCUUCAUUGCAGUGGCCCCCGGGCUCACAGGCCUCUUCCUGCUCGGGCGGAGGGGCCCACUCUGGCGAGGGACGAUGCUCGGUCUGGUGGUUUUGGGAGCCGUGGCCUCUGCACUCGGUCUCGUGUAUACGUCCAACGAUGUGGAUUCCGUGGCUGAGCGCUGCGUGUGGCAGGCAUGAGGCCGCCUUCGCGGCCGGUUUCUGCGUUGCGUAUCAGUUGCAGCCAGUUCCGUUUGUAUGACGUGGCUGCCGGUUCCGUUUGUAUGAAUGCAGUUCCGGUUGUUCCGUUUUUGAAGUUGAAGUUUGCAGCCAGUUCCGUUUGUAUGAAGUGGUUGCUUUUGUUGUUUGGGCAUGCGGCUGCUUACCGCCUGCGUAUAAAUCGUUGCUGUGCAUACAUGAUGUAUGUUUGCGCGCGCGCGGUUACGCAUGGUCGUUCGCGGGUGUGUACAUCCAUUAGUAAUAAAUAUGCGGGGGCGUGCGUGGGCGAGUGUCAAUGUUGGUGAUUUCGCACGCACAUGCUUUCACACGCCUAGCUAAUGCCUUGUCAUUUCUGCAUUUGCAGGUUACUGUAACGCUGUCCUGCCAUCAUGCGCUAAGUCCCAAGCGCGCGAAGCCCAAUCGCGCGAAGCGCGCACGUAGUAGCAAAAUGGGCGUGGAGAUAUUAGUACAGAUGCGGGCACGCUAGCGCCGACCCCUGCACCAUGCUCCUGAUCGCGCUUGUCUGCAUCUUCACGUAAUCACGC